Molecule: messenger RNA, 1070 nt
Organism: Magnolia sinica
Lineage: Eukaryota; Viridiplantae; Streptophyta; Magnoliopsida; Magnoliales; Magnoliaceae
Exons: 7
Coding region: 130-531 (133 amino acids)
Biological process (GO): cellular response to unfolded protein; protein refolding; endoplasmic reticulum unfolded protein response
Cellular component (GO): membrane; endoplasmic reticulum lumen; cytoplasm
Molecular function (GO): ATP-dependent protein folding chaperone; heat shock protein binding; misfolded protein binding
Source: RefSeq, a predicted model, not a curated record
UUCUGUUGUGCAACUGUUGAUCUCUGAUUUGCUUCCAACAGAAAUUGCCUAUUGUGAAGGAAAGCAAUCUUCCGAUUGCCCAAUGUGAAUGCAGGUAUCGUGGCAUGUGACGGUUUAAUUAGGUUGUACAUGGUUUUUGUACCUAAUGCAUUGAAGAAUCUCCCAAACAGCAGGGAGAAGACCCAUCUGGAUUUCAAGAAGCUGGAUGCAUACAUGCACAAUUUCAAGGGUAGGAGUUUGAGGGAGAUUAUUGUCUUGUUCAGCUUCAGGAAGUCAUUUGGUGGCCACGUGAUUGGAAUUAGUUCACAAGACAUGGCCACACAUGUUGGAUCAGAGAGUGCUCUUUCACAAAUUUUCCGCCUUGUUGAAUCAUCGCAGAUGGCCAGAGCUCCUGUGCAAAAGUUUGCCGAACGGAUCUCCAAGUACUUUGUGCCUUUUGACUUGGAUAUUGCAAUUGUCAAGGCCACUAACUAUGUUGAACAGAUGGCAAAAGAAAAACAUAUGUGCAGCUGGUCAUCUGCUUCUUGUUAAGCCAAUGGAUGUGGUAGUCUAGGCUCGUGUUUCUUCACAGACAGGCUACCAAGGAUGCUGGUGUUAUUGCUGGAAUGAAUGUAGCCAGGAUUAUCAAUGAACCAACAACCGCAGCCAUUGCCUAUGAUUUGGAUAAGAAUGGUGGGGAGAAAAACAUCCUUGUGUUCAACCUUGGUGGUGGGACAUUCGAUGUCAGUAUCUUGACAAUUGAUAAUGGGAUUUUUGAGGUUCUAACCACAAAUGGAGACCCAUCUUGGAGGUAUGACCCUCACUAUUUUCCAUUGGUUUUCUAGUUUAGUGGAUUGAGAAUCAUUGAAUAAAAAACAGUUUAGCAUUCUCCAUUUCUCAUUAGUGAAUGCAACUUGAUAUAAAUCACAAAGAUAAAGUCAUACCAGUUAGGGAGGCUAAUCAUUGAUUUUUCUUACACCUUCGUAAACACAAGUUCUGAGAGAACCUGGCCAUGUAUGACUAGAUGAAAAUACAAUCAAUAAGUCAGCCCCUUUAUCCAAAUUGAUACAUAAAACAUGCAAGCAAUCAAA